This is a messenger RNA of Tachysurus vachellii, 733 nucleotides long. RefSeq names its product elongation factor 1 (gene elof1). The record is from RefSeq and is a predicted model, not a curated record. Gene Ontology annotation, biological process: transcription elongation by RNA polymerase II. Gene Ontology annotation, cellular component: transcription elongation factor complex. Gene Ontology annotation, molecular function: RNA polymerase II complex binding. NCBI's taxonomy places the organism in Eukaryota, Metazoa, Chordata, Actinopteri, Siluriformes, Bagridae. The transcript has 4 exons. The coding region runs from base 134 to 385 and encodes 83 amino acids.
UAGAGGGCGCUCCACAACACUUUAAACGACUGCACAUGCUUUAUUAAACGAAGGAAGAAUUUCCCCGGAAGUUUCUCGUGUUUAUUUGCUGUGUGUUCGUGUUGUAAUUUCCUAACCGAGUAAAUUGGUAUCAAUGGGUCGCAGAAAGUCGAAGCGAAAGCCUCCUCCCAAGAAGAAAAUGACUGGAAACCUGGACACACAGUUUACCUGCCCAUUCUGUAACCACGAGAAAUCCUGUGAUGUUAAAAUGGAACGAAGUCGAAACACUGGUAUAAUAUCUUGUACUGUGUGCUUGGAGGAGUUCCAGACUCCCAUCACCUAUCUCUCCGAACCUGUGGAUGUCUACAGCGAUUGGAUCGAUGCUUGUGAAGCAGCCAAUCAGUAGCUCAUCUCAUAGGGUCAGAGGUCACAGAAGACUACAUGGCCCUACAAGACUACAAGUUGUAUUUUUCUAUCACAAAAUGUAUCCUGUAAACAUCCAGUUUGUUUCCUGAUGAAACGGAAUCAUUUUCAGUCACAUGUAUUCCCUGUUGUUAGUAUUACACAACGUGAAGACACACAGGAAAUGGAGUGCAUUUAAGAGAUGGUGCAUUUGAUCAUACUGGUUUUGACCUACAUUUUUGUGAACUUUUAGUUUCUAAACGUUUUAGUUGCUGCUUAGGUUUUUAUAUGUUUAAUGACUGAUUGAGUAAAUGUCAAUAAAAAUAUGUGCAUCUUCCUUGUUAGGAAUGAA